Molecule: messenger RNA, 1208 nt
Organism: Cantharellus anzutake
Lineage: Eukaryota; Fungi; Basidiomycota; Agaricomycetes; Cantharellales; Hydnaceae
Exons: 4
Coding region: 64-819 (251 amino acids)
Biological process (GO): proton transmembrane transport
Cellular component (GO): plasma membrane
Molecular function (GO): voltage-gated proton channel activity
Source: RefSeq, a predicted model, not a curated record
CUACGAGCGUCCUGAAUCCACUCCUGUGACUGAUCCAGAGCACGGCACGGAUUAUCUCUCUUGAUGAAUAUAUAUAGUCGUGGCUGGAUUGUUCUCGUGACUUCUGCGUCGGCAUUUGCCGCAUCGUGGGGAUCGCCAGAAAUCCAAUCGAGACCUAAGAAUAAGUGCGUGGCCAUGUCAGGCCCCCCUGAAGCUGAACCUCUGCUUCCCAGACAAGAUUAUGAUCUAGAGAAUGGGGACAAAAGCAGAGACAAACAGUGGCGGGAAUGGACUGCGGAGACCUUGGAAUCGCCUCGUACACAUACGUUAAUCAUCUUACUGAUUGCUAUAGAUGCUGCGUGUGUUUUAGCUGACCUGGCCUAUUCUCUCUUAUCACCUACAUGCACACCCGUAGAGGGUGAAGACGCACCUAUCUGGCUCAACGUGACAGCGCUCAUAUCCCUCGUCAUAAAUUGUCUAUUCGUUCUUGAAAUUCCACUCACAAUAUGGUCACUCGGUUGGAAGAAAUAUUGGCCGUUCGGACCUGCACCUCACGCCAGUUUGCAUUUCUUCGAUGGCGUCAUCAUAAUUACCACAUUCGUCCUGGAGGUAGUGCUGAGGGGAAAAGAAAGGGAGCUCGCCGCUUUGCUUAUUAUCCUGCGUCUCUGGCGGCUGGUCAAGUUGGUUGGGGGUGUCGCAGUGGGAGCUGGCGAAAUUCAAGAGGAUAGCGCGAGAGACCUUGCAGAAACCAAACUUGCACUGCAAGAGGCGAACGAGCGCUUACAAGCUGUUGUUGAAGAGAAUCAGCAACUUCGCGCCCGGCUACGUGCGUACGAGUAGAACACGUUGUCCGACAAAGAUCAGUCUAGACAGGGCCCAUCCGAAGGGUGGUCAAGAGGGUCGGGAAUGAUACCUUCACGUUAUGCUACGGACUUAGUGUUGGCAUUGAUAGGAACAAAUGGAUACCCAGAUGUUUUCAGCGAAGAAGAAAUCCUGUACAAACGAGGGACAGGAAUAUUUGGAACACCGCGGCCACUAUUGAGCGGAAGCAUCAUCAUUGUCUUUUAGCCCUUCCUUGGUGUCCUUGGUGCAAGCAUCUUUGUAUUUCCUUUGUUUAAUAUGUGGUUGCUUUGGGUUUGGUCUUAUUUAGCAGUUAUGACCUUGGCUGACUGUAGCGGAGUUGGCCAAAUCAUAUUGUCAUUUCGUCAUGUCAUACAUGUGUUGUCAGG